This is a messenger RNA of Leptosomus discolor (cuckoo roller), 4428 nucleotides long. NCBI's taxonomy places the organism in Eukaryota, Metazoa, Chordata, Aves, Leptosomiformes, Leptosomidae. The record is from RefSeq and is a predicted model, not a curated record.
GGGCCCAGUGCUAGCGUGAGUUUGGAUUAUAUGUGUACAGCGUGCUGCGUAGAGCCACCAGGACUGAAAGAUUCUAGUUUAAUGAUUGAAGAUCAAUCCUAUCAGAUGAGUCCUAAAGCAAAGAGAGCAAAACAGAGUUUGGUAUCUGAGGACAAAGAGAACGAAGCCAUAGACUACUCGGUGCCCAUAUUCACAGGACGAGAAGUGGGUAUCAGUGGGAUCACAGACACGGAAGAAGAAAGAAUUAAAGAAAGUGCUGCAUAUGUUGCCAAGAGGAACCUCUUUGCCACAGGUGAAGGAGUUAGUGUCAGCAAGGUGGCCAAGUCAACUUCUGAAGAGGAACAUCAUGAAAAAAAAUCAAGGAAAGUAGCGGUCCGGGAGUCUGCUGAACGCGUGGCCCUGAAGAAAACGCUAGAAGAGACUCAGGCAUUCCACAAGAAGUUGAAUAAAGAUAAACUCUUACAUCCUCCUGAGUUCGUUAUUGAGCCUCGUUCCCACACUGUCUGGGAAAAGCAAAACGUGAAGUUCCAUUGUUCCGUGGCUGGCUGGCCAGCGCCCCGUGUUACAUGGUACAAAAACAAUGUGCCCAUAAACGUACAGACUCACCCUGGCAAGUAUAUCAUUGAAAGUCGAUAUGGGCUGCACUCACUGGAGAUUAGCACAUGCGAUUUUGACGACAUUGCUCAGUAUCGGGCCUCUGCUAUGAACGUUAAAGGAGAAAUUUCAGCUUAUGCUUCCCUCGUGGUAAAGAGGUACAAAGGAGAAAUCGAUGCAAGUUCUUUGCAUGCUGGAACUGUUUCCAUGCCUCUGGGCUUUGGCAUUACCCCUCACGGCUAUGCUUCCAGGUUUGAAAUCAAAUUUGUCGACACGUUUGAUGUAGCCUUUGGGAGAGAAGGCGAGACAAUGAGUCUGGGCUGCACAGUUGUCAUCAAUCCUGAUAUCAAGCGCUUCAAACCAGACAUCGAAUGGUACAGAAAUGGUGUUCUUAUUACACCAUCCAAAUGGGUGCAGAUGCACUGGACUGGGGAACGAGCUUCAUUAACACUGACUCAUGCAAACAAGGAAGAUGAAGGUCUUUACACUCUACGAGUGGUGAUGGGAGACUACUAUGAAGAGUAUAGCAGUUACGUCUUUGUUCGAGACACCGAUGCUGAAAUCCCCGGAGCCCCUGGCGCACCGCUGGAUGUGCAGUGCUUGGAUGCCAACAAAGAUUAUGUCAUCGUCUCCUGGAAGCAGCCCGCUGUCGAUGGAGGAAACCCCAUCCUUGGAUAUUUCAUUGACAGAUGUGAGGUUGGAACCACCCACUGGACCCAGUGCAAUGAGACUCCUGUGAAGUUUGCUCGUUUUCCUGUCACUGGUCUGAUUGAAGGCCGGUCCUACAUUUUCCGAGUCCGAGCUGUGAACAAAGCUGGCAUCAGCCUACCGUCCCGGGUGUCAGAGCCCGUGGCUGCUCUGGAUCCUGCUGACAGAGCCAGGCUUAGAAGUCACCCUUCUGCUCCCUGGACUGGACAGAUUAUUGUCACUGAGGAAGAACCUGCAGAGGGUGUUGUUCCUGGUCCACCUACAGACCUCCAAGUCAUUGAAGCCACCAAGAACUAUGUAGUGCUUAGCUGGAAACCUCCUGGUCAGCGGGGCCAUGAGGGUAUCAUGUACUUUGUGGAAAAGUGCGUUGCCGGCACAGAGGACUGGCAAAGGGUGAACACAGAGAUCCCUGUGAAGUCUCCUCGCUUUGCAGUUUUUGAUUUGGCUGAAGGCAAAUCCUACUGCUUCCGAGUUCGCUGUUGCAAUUCAGCUGGAAUCGGUGAACCUUCAGAAGCAACCGAAGCCACUGUAGUGGACGACAAACUUGAUAUUCCCAAAGCUCCUGGCCGUAUUAUGCCAACUAGGAAUACAGAUACCUCAGUUGUUGUCACUUGGACAGAGCCCCCAGAUGCCAAGGAGCUAGUUGGGUACUACAUUGAGUCAAGUGUAGUUGGGUCUGGUCGUUGGGAACCAUGCAACAACAAUCCAGUGAAAGGCACAAGAUUCAUUUGCCAUGGGCUCACCAAUGGCGAGAAAUAUAUUUUCAGAGUCAGAGCUGUUAAUGCAGCAGGACUCAGUGAAUUUUCACAGGAUUCGGAGCCUAUAGAAGUGCAAGCAGCCAUUGGGGGAGGAUUGCUUCAUGCUGCUCCAUCUCCACCUUAUGACAUCAUGGUACUUGAGAGUGUUCGUGACUCGAUGGUGUUGGGAUGGAAACAACCUAAAGUUGCUGGUGGAACUGAAAUUACGGGCUACUACGUGAACUACCGUGAAGUGGUUGAUGGAGUUCCUGGGAAAUGGAUGGAGGCCAACAUUAAGGCCAUUAGCGAGAGGGCAUACAGGAUUCAAAACUUGAAGGAAAACAUGGUGUACCAGUUCCAGGUGGCGGCUGCUAACCUGGCUGGGGUUGGGACACCUUCCCUACCCAGCCAGCCCUUCAAAUGUGAAGAAUGGACCAUUGCUGUACCUGGGCCACCCCAUGAUGUUGCAUGCACAGAAGUUAGGAAGGACUCUGUGGUUUUACUGUGGAAGGAACCAGUUUAUACUGGUCGUAGUCCCAUAUCUGGUUAUUAUGUUGAUAUGAAGGAGACUGAAGCAAAGGAGGAACGCUGGAGAAGUGUCAAUGAGAAGCCACUUCAAAAGAAAUUCUUGAAGAUAGGUGGCCUAAACCAAGGUGUGAGCUAUGUGUUUCGUGUGCGGGCAACAAACCAGGCUGGUGUUGGGAAACCAUCAGAUGUCACAGAACCUGUCAUAGCUGAAACACGACCAGGAACCAAGGAAGUGGUGGUUGAUGUGGAUGACAAUGGAGUAAUUUCUUUGAACUUUCAAUGUGAUGAGAUGUCUCCAAACUCUAAGUUUGUUUGGUCCAAGAAUUAUGAACCAAUUGAGGAUGACUCUCGACUGAACAUCGACACCAAAGGCGGAAAGUCGAAAGCUACCUUUAAGGAUCUUGGAGAAGAUGAUUUGGGAAUUUACUCUUGUGUUGUUACAGACACUGAUGGAGUUUCAUCAAGCCACACAAUUGACGAGGAAGAAAUGAAACGCCUGCUUGCUUUGAGCCAUGAACGCAAAUUCCCAACUGUCCCACUUGCCUCAGAGUUGGCGGUGGAAAUUUUGGAAAAAGGAGAAGUGAGAUUCUGGUUGCAAGCUGAAAAACUGUCUGGCAAUGCAAAAGCCAACUUUGUAUUUAACGAUAAGGAGAUUUUCAAUGGAGAGAAAUAUAAAAUGAAGGUGGACCAGAAGACUGGCCUUGUUGAAAUGGUUAUGGAUAAACUUGAGGACAAGGAUGAAGGGACUUACACUUUCCAACUGCAGGAUGGAAAAGCAACCAAUCAGUCCAGCCUUGUCCUCAUUGGUGAUGUAUUCAAGAAGCUGAAGGAUGAAGCAGAUUUCCAGAAAAAAGAGUGGCACAGGAAACAAGGUCCUCAUUUUGUGGAUAAACUGGGAUGGGAAGUUACUGAUGACUGUAACGUGAUGUUGAAAUGCAAGGUGGCUAAUAUUAAGAAGGAAACACACAUUGUGUGGUACAAAGAUGACAGAGAGAUAAUGGUAGAUGAAGAACACGACUUUAAAGAUGGCGUGUGUACUCUGCUGAUAUCAGAGUUUUCUAAGAAAGAUGCUGGCACUUAUGAAGUCAUACUGAAGGACGACAGAGGAAAGGACUCCAGUGAGCUAAAGCUGAAGGACACAGCUUUUGCGGAUCUGAUGAAUGAAGUAUGCAGAAGGAUUGCUUUAUCUGCAACAGACCUGAAAAUCCAGAGCACAGCUGAGGGUAUCAGACUGUACUCCUAUGUUACUUACUAUGUGGAAGAUCUGAGAGUAGGCUGGCUGCACAACGAUACCCAGAUUAGGUUUACAGACCGAGUGAAGACUGGUGUUACUGGGGAGCAGAUCUGGUUGCAGAUCAAUGAACCGACUCCACAGGACAAAGGCAAAUACACAAUGGAACUCUUUGACGGUAAAACAGGACACAAAAAGAUGGUGGAUCUUUCUGGACAAGCAUUUGAUGAAGCCUUUGCUGAGUUCCAGAGAUUAAAGCAAGCUGCAAUUGCAGAGAAAAAUCGUGCACGGGUACUUGGAGGUUUGCCCGAUGUUGUCACCAUCCAAGAGGGCAAGGCACUUAAUCUUUCUUGCACUGUCUGGGGAGAUCCUACCCCAGAGGUCUCAUGGCUGAAGAAUGAAAAAGCAUUUGUAUCAGAUGCUAAUUGCAUCCUGAAAUUUGAAUCUGGAAAAAACGUCAGCUUUACCAUUUCUACUGUGUCCACACUCGACUCUGGGAAAUACAGCAUUGUGGUGAAGAACAAGUACGGCACAGAGACGAGCGACGUCACUGUAAGUGUGUUCAUACCUGAGGAAGAGAGACAGUCUGAGCAACAGAAAAAGAAAGAAGAUAAGAAAACAAAAGCGUGA